This is a messenger RNA of Amyelois transitella, 4486 nucleotides long. Its product is annotated as ATP-dependent translocase ABCB1. Gene Ontology annotation, cellular component: membrane. The transcript is spliced from 23 exons. Gene Ontology annotation, molecular function: ATP hydrolysis activity; ATP binding; ABC-type transporter activity. The record is from RefSeq and is a predicted model, not a curated record. Gene Ontology annotation, biological process: transmembrane transport. NCBI's taxonomy places the organism in Eukaryota, Metazoa, Arthropoda, Insecta, Lepidoptera, Pyralidae. The coding region runs from base 113 to 3931 and encodes 1272 amino acids.
AAUAAAUAGUUUAUACGUAACAGGCCGAGUGUGUGAACGUUCGGGCUAAAAUUGUUUUAUAUAAAAGAGAAAUUAAAAAAUAUAUAUUUUAUAGUAAAGUGUGAAAUACAAGAUGCCUAAACGAACUGGAUUAGGUGAUGAAAGUUUCAAAAAUAGUAAAAAAUAUACUAUUAAUAAUGACUACGUUGCUAAUGGGAACUUUAAUAAGGACGUAGUUUCUAAAAAGAACGGGAAGAAAGAUGACGGUUCCGAUGACAGUAAAGAUGAAAAAGGCCCGGAGGUGCCUAGUGUUUCGUUUUUCACAUUGUACCGGUUCGCCUCGUCUAUGGACAAGAUUUUUAUGACAAUAGCUAUAUUAUGUUCCAUUUUGAGUGGGUGCACUAUGCCACUUAAUACACUCCUAUUUGCGUCAUUGUUAGAGAGUAUGGUCGAGUAUGGGAUAUCAGUCGUCCAAGGAAAUCCAGCUAACGAUGACUUUUUAGAUGCUAUCACCUCUUUUGCCAUUUGGAACAGUGUAAUUGGUGUAUUGUUAGUGAUAUUGUCGUAUUUGGCAACUGUAUUGAUGAAUAUGGCGGCUUUUAAUCAGAUAUACAAGUUACGCCAAGAGUAUCUAAAAGCAGCCCUAAAUCAAGAUUUCGAAUAUUUCGAUACCCACCAAACUGGAGAUUUUGCUGCAAAAAUGACCAGUGAUGUGGUCAAGCUGGAAGAUGGCAUUGGAGAGAAGUUGGCGACAUUUAUCUUCUUUCAAUCUGCAUUCGUCAGUUCCAUCAUAAUGGCUUUAGUAAAAGGAUGGAAACUUGCACUGCUGUGUCUGAUAUCUUUCCCAGUCACAUUGCUACUUGUUGGGAUUGCUGGACUGAUUGCUGCAAAUUUAUCAAAGAAAGAAGCUUUAGCAUCAGGCAAAGCCGGUGCUGUUGCUGAAGAGGUGAUAGCUGCUAUACGUACGGUGUAUGCUUUCAGCGGCCAACAAAAAGAAAUAGAGAGAUACAGAUCACAUUUGGUAGACGCUAGAGGAAUUAAUAUCAAGAAAGGUUUCUUCAACGGACUUGCUAUGGGGACUCUCUUUUUCUGUAUUUUCUGUGCUUACGCUAUGUCCUUCUGGUUUGGGUACAGACUGAUGGUUGAAGAACCAGAGAACUAUGACGUGUCGACUAUGAUAGCUGUAUUCUUCGGAGUAAUGAUGGGUUCAGCGAAUUUCGGGAUAUCAUCUACUCUCAUGGAAGUAUUUGGCGUGGCCAAAGGUGCUGGCGCUCAAAUCUUUAAUCUCAUUGACAAUGAGCCUAUUAUAAAUCCGUUACUUAAUAAAGGAAUCGUCCCUAAAUCUAUCGAAGGAAAUAUUGAACUCAAAAAUGUAGUAUUCCGCUAUCCUUCAAGACCUGAUGUUCCGGUACUAAAAGGAGUAAGCUUAAGUGUAAAACGUGGUCAAUCAGUUGCACUAGUUGGUCACUCUGGAUGUGGGAAGUCUACUAUCAUUCAGCUGUUAUCUCGAUAUUACGACACGCUUGAAGGCAGUGUAUAUUUGGAUGGGAACAAUGUACGUGAUCUUUCCAUCCGUUGGUUGAGAGAGCAAAUCGGCUUGGUUGGUCAGGAGCCUGUACUGUUUAACACCACAGUGAGAGAAAAUAUAAGAUACGGAAGGGAAGGCGCAAGUGAUGCUGAGAUCGAAGCCUGCGCAAAGCAGGCCAAUGCGCAUCAGUUUAUUAUGAAACUGCCUAAGGGUUACGAUACCCUAGUGGGUGAGCGAGGAGCGUCUCUGUCUGGUGGUCAGAAACAACGUAUUGCUAUAGCCAGGGCCCUGGUGCGGAAUCCCAGCAUAUUACUGCUGGACGAAGCCACUAGUGCUCUCGAUACUUCAUCGGAAGCUAAAGUUCAAAAGGCAUUGGACAAGGCUCAAGAAGGCAGAACAACUAUAGUUGUGGCACAUAGACUUUCGACAAUCAGAAAUGUCGAUAAUAUUUAUGUCUUCAAAGCUGGAGAAGUAAUAGAAUCUGGGAACCACGUCGAACUCAUGAAGAAGAAAGGACAUUAUUAUGAUAUGGUCAUGAUUCAGGGCUCACCGGAAUUAGAAGAAGGAAGUGGCAAUGCUCUAGCCAGGCAAGUUUCAGUGGUAAGCGUCAACGACGAAGAAGAAAUAAUUGAACAUGCAAAAGAGACUGGUGCCGACAAAGAAGAGGAAAUACCAAAUGUUUCGUUCUGGCAAGUGAUGCUGCUCAACAAGGCUGAAUGGAAGUCCAUUACUGCCGCCAGUUUGUGCUCGCUGAUGAGCGGCUUUGCGAUGCCAUUGAUGGCGGUUAUACUCGGUGAUUUCGUUGGAGUCCUUUCAGGUGAUGAUCCAGAUGCCAUACAAGCUGAAGUGAGAAGAUUUGCCCUAAUUUUCGUUGGAAUUGGAGUUUUUUCGGGAAUCACCAAUUUCAUUACGGUCUUCUUCUACGGUGUUGCCGGAGAGCACUUGACGGAAAGACUAAGGCGUCUGAUGUUCGAGAAGCUUCUACAACAAGAGAUAGGUUUCUACGACGAUAAGAAUAAUUCUACAGGCGCUUUGUGUGCUCGCUUGUCUGGUGAAGCCGCUACUGUGCAAGGGGCAACGGGUCAAAGAAUUGGCACUGUGCUUCAAGCUAUAGGAACUUUUGGAUUAGCACUUGUCCUGUCCUUAAUAUACGAAUGGAGAGUAGGAUUAGUUGCAUUAUCAUUUGUUCCUAUAAUGGUGGCGAUUUUGUAUAAAGAGGGCAGGAUGGUGAGCGCGGAAUCGUUUGGUACUGCAAAAACUAUGGAAGCCAGUUCAAAGAUUGCUGUUGAAGCAGUGUCAAAUGUACGAACAGUGGCGUCUUUGGGACGAGAAGAAACUUUCUGCAAUGAUUAUGCGACUCAGUUAUUACCAGCUUUAGCUUUGGCUAAGCGUUCCGCUCACAUGAGAGGAAUUGUUUUUGGUCUAUCUCGUGGUCUUUUCAACUUCGUUUAUGCGGCAGCUUUGUACUAUGGUGGAACGCUUAUCAUUUACGACGGUGUGGAUUAUGAUUUGAUAUUAAAGUCAGCUCAAGCUUUAUUAAUGGGUGCGUCGUCAGCUGCUCAGGCGUUUGCAUUUGCACCUAAUUUCCAGAAGGGAAUCAAGGCAGCAGGGCGCGUUAUCAUGCUACUUAAUGUUCAGUCUAAAAUAACAGAUCCAGCCAAACCAGUCGUUGGAUUUAAAGGUUCCGGCGAAGCCAGUCUUCAAAACAUUGACUUCAGAUAUCCAACAAGACCGAUGAUACAAGUUCUUAAGAAUAUGAACUUGGAGAUAGAACGAGGCAAAACAGUUGCUUUGGUUGGCUCCAGUGGAUGCGGAAAAAGUACAGUCAUACAAUUGUUAGAAAGAUAUUAUGAUCCUGAUAGCGGAAUAGUUGCUCAAGAUGGCGUACCAUUGCCAAAACUUCGUCUUGACGAUGCUAGAAAACCGAUAGGUUUCGUACAACAAGAGCCUAUACUGUUUGACAGAACUAUAGGCGAGAAUAUAGCCUACGGAGACAAUUCCAGGAAGCCAAGUACUGAUGAAAUUGUUCAGGCUGCCAGACAAGCCAAUAUUCACAACUUCAUUGUGUCGUUACCUUUGGGUUAUGAAACAAACAUAGGUUCAAAAGGCACGCAGUUGUCUGGAGGUCAGAAACAAAGGGUUGCCAUCGCCAGAGCCUUGAUAAGGAGGCCAAGGAUGCUGCUUCUUGAUGAAGCUACUAGUGCUCUUGAUACCGAGAGUGAGAAGGUGGUCCAAGAAGCUCUCGAUGCAGCUAAAGCAGGCCGCACGUGUGUCAUGAUCGCUCAUCGCCUGAGUACAGUCCGGGACGCUGAUAUCAUUUGCGUCAUCAACGACGGCAAAGUUGUGGAGAGUGGGAAACACGCUGAACUGUUAGAUCUAAAAGGAAUGUACUACAAUUUGCAUAAAAAAGGCGGACAUGCGUAGUGAAAUUUUAAAUUAAAAUUAGCGUGAGUGACUUGUUUUAAGGUUGAGUUUUGGAUGUACCUUUGGUUUUCCUUGUACAGUAAAGAUAAUAUAAAUAAACAGUUCAAAGGUAACAUUACAUUUAAAUAUUGUUGUUCUGCAUAAAGGAUUAAUCCCUCUGUAUAUAGGCUUCUCUCUUCUUCUCUCUUCUUUUUUGAAGGUCGAACUUAUAGUUUUUAUUUGUAUAUUUUAUUAUUAAUGUAUGAAUCAUAUUUAAACUUUGUACUAAAAUUUAUAUUUUUACGCCUUAUUAUUAUCGCGUAAUUAUUAUUAGUAAAUUAGUAAAUUUAUACCAUAGUGCGAUUAACAUUAGUGCAUGUAUUGUACCAAAAUUUUACAAAAUUUAGGAAAAUACAUUGAAAUGUUGUUGCUUUAUUAUAAAGUGUUAAUUAUUUAACCUCAUUAUUACUGCAUCUGAUUGAUGAAAAUAUAUUACUUUAUAAAAUAGUUUUGUCUACACAGUAAGAUAUGUUGAAAUCGUUGAAAUAAAGCCGUUUAUAAAAAAAAAAGUAUAUU